AUGGGACACAAUCUCAAGGGCCAGGAAGACGACUUGAUCGAGGAUCUUCCCGUUGGUCUGCGCCGUGCCCGCCUCUGCUGUGUUGUGAGCUGCACCGUGGUGGCGGCGCUCCUCAGCCUCGUCACGCUGGCCCUGCUCAUUUGGGCCAUGACGGUCUUGGACGUUGAUACGUACGGCCCCGAGGGUGCCGUCUUUCGGGAUCGCGCCGUCGGUUUUCUCAAGCCCGUGGAGUGUACGGGUCAAGUUGCUAUCGGCCAAGGUGACUAUGUAGUCCGCAGCACGGCCAAUGAACCCCUCAAUGUAGCUGCUGCUGACUCGUAUCGGCUGACCGCACGGUCCGCCACGGCACGUAGCACAAGCAGUAUCUCCAGCACGCCCGCCGAUGUCACUUUCAACGCCUCAAAGAUGACGGCUCGCAGCGCCGUGAAUGAAUCCGACAUUUACUUUGAGAUGGACCCGGAACAGAGUUACGUACGCAGUCGCCGAGCUUUUUUCGAUACCCCAGCCGUGCGUACAGCAGGCAACGCCAAGGUUGGUUCGGCUCGUCAUUCAGAACCUCGGACCUUUGGCUUCAAGGCAUGUGCAAGCUAUGGGAUGGCUUCAGUGGCUUACGCUUGCAUGAACAACCCCCGCUGCAUGUGGCACAGGAUGCCUCUGACCCUCGCCACCCUGCGCCACAGACCUAUCUCACCAGUUGUCCUCAUGACUUGA
This is a messenger RNA of Monosiga brevicollis MX1, 711 nucleotides long. RefSeq lists its product as uncharacterized. The transcript is spliced from 5 exons. The record is from RefSeq and is a predicted model, not a curated record. NCBI's taxonomy places the organism in Eukaryota, Choanoflagellata, Craspedida, Salpingoecidae. Gene Ontology annotation, cellular component: sarcoglycan complex; membrane. The coding region runs from base 1 to 711 and encodes 236 amino acids.